Messenger RNA from Cuscuta europaea, 1537 nucleotides. The record is from the annotation of a GenBank genome assembly. NCBI's taxonomy places the organism in Eukaryota, Viridiplantae, Streptophyta, Magnoliopsida, Solanales, Convolvulaceae.
AAGAAACCCCCGCCAUUGUACGUACUUGUCUCCGAUCAGCCGCCGGUAAUUAAUAAAGAAAAGAUACGACUAGCUUAGCAUGUAUUCAAAAGAAGAUGAAGAAGAAGCUCUUUUCCGAAACUUCCCCCGACCCGCACCUUACUUUGGUCCCAGCCCUUCCCAUGCAAAUAACAAUAAUAAGGACAAAGCAGAAGAUGAAGAUUAUAAAAAUGAUGCAGACAUGGAUAAUUAUGGAUGGGGAAUUGGGUAUCCGGAUUCGGGUGCGGGGUGGAUUGCGAUCCAGAUUGGUUGGAGGGUGGUUGUGAGCAUGGCGGCGGCGUUGCUUGUCUUCUACAUCACUACCAAGCCGCCGCCACCUAAAGUCUCCGUCAAGAUGGUUGGAGUUGGGCAAUGGGAGUUGGGCGAGGGAGUGGACGGAAAUGGUGUAAACAGUAAAAUGCUAAACUGCAAUGCUUCCAUAAAUUUGAUCAUAGAAAACAAGUCCAACCUCUUCGCACUUCACAUUCAUCCUCCUCUCUUGCAAAUGUACUUCGGGACAUUUCCUUUUGCAACAUCUAAGCUUGUAAGUUUAAUUCCUUCGCUGUAAAACUAUAUACUACCUCCUUGCCAUAAAAUUCUUCUCACUUUGACUUGACACUGAGAUUAAGAAAGUGAAAAUGUAUGAUCGUGGUUGUGUAAGAAAAAAGUGAAAUGAACGUGAACCACACAAAUUGUUAAAAAAUUGUAAGUGGAAGAAUUUUUUGAGACGGCCCAAAAAGAAAAGUGCGAAGAAUAUCUUAUCGUAUCAAUUAUAUUGAUUGUUCAAAUUAGCAAUUUACUACCGGCCUAAAAUUCCUCAAACACAUGUAAAAUAUAUAUAAGUGAUGGAGAAUUUAUGUACGCAGGGUAGGGAAUUACUAGCGGAGAGCAAUGGUACAACCGUGUUCAAGUUAUGGGUGGGUACGAGGAACAAAGCAAUGUACGCCGCCGGGAGAGCCAUGGAAGACAUGCUGGACUCCGGCGAGGGGUUGCCGGUGGUGGUGCGGCUGCGGUUCCUUUCGUGGUUCCGUGUGAUGUGGGGCGUCGUCAGCGUUAAGUUUGACCACCACUCCGACUGCCUUCUCUUCCUAUCUAAAUCCUCCAACAACAAACGACUAACUCAUCUCUUCAAUACAACUUGCCCUCCCAUCUCCGUCUAAUGGUUGCAGAUUGCUGGAGUGAUUAGACCAACAACGUACAUCACGAAGUUAACUAACACAAAUCCACAUAUAAUAAUAUUGGAGACACAAUUAGAUCAUCUUCGCUUCAAACUGAACUCGAUCAGAAACUGAGAAAAGGCAAAAGUCUUAUUUUCAUUCACAGAGAAGAGUAUAUUUAUAUGGUGCCAAAACCAUUAGUAUGUUUACAUUGUUUAUGCUUUCUAUAAGUACAUUUAUAAAUAUAUAAUGCCCACUACGUAUGCAAUGUGUAAAAUUAUAAAUUACUAGAAUUGAAUGAAUAUACUACGUAAUUUUUAUUUCUGAAUUUGAAUUGUAUGUCAGUGGACAGUGGAUGUUGG